AUGAGCAUUCCGUAUAGGCGCCUCGACCACACGAAGCGCGAGAUUCGCCUGCUGGAGAUCAGCUCUACUCGCAAUCUCAACGAUCCGGUCGAGUGCAAACUCGUCACAACUCGCCUGACCGAUGACCUCGAAUUCAUAGCCCUGUCCUCGUUGUACGGCGAUGCCGCCCAGACGGAGCGUAUCUGGGUAUCUGGCCAGCCCGUCAACAUCACAGCCCACCUCGCUGGGGCGCUCAAGAACAUCCGAGCCGUCUUCUACCCGACGAUUUCACGGCGUUUCCAGCGCACUCCUGCUCGGCGUCCCCACGGCGCUCCCCGAUGGCUGAGACAGCUCUUCGGCAUCAGCAAUGGAGCAGGUCUCGAGUCUCGCUCGCUCCGCGUCUGGGUUGACUUGAUAUGCGUCGACCAACACGAUGAGAUGGAGCGGCAGCGCCAGACAAUCGAAAUGCGCCAAGUCUACAAGGCAGCCGAGCUGGUUAUCGGCUGGGUUGGCGAGAAGUCGGAAGCCACAGAUGCAACGCUGGAGGUGUUUUCUGAGAUUGAGGACAAGAUGCCUGCCCGCUUUGGAGAUCCAGGUGACCGUGAAGAGCAUCCGGAAGACUACUCUCCCGAACAUCGCUGGGCCAAGAAUAUCCUGCAUAUGUGGCUGCCCAGCAUUCCUGGCGUGGCCCCGUGCGAUAUGCCAUAUUGGCAGGGCUAUCUCGAUUUCCUCGGUCGCCAGUACUUCCAGCGUCGCUGGAUCCUGGAAGAGCUUUCACUGGCCCGCUUUCCCUGCUUUCUCAUUGGAGAUAGCAUCAUUCCCUGGAAACAGAUCCUUCGCUUAAUUCGAAUGAUGGAGGAGUUCAAACACGAAGAGUCUGAUGUCUACCCAGUGUAUCUCAAAGAUUCAAUCGCCGAAUUGCCCCUCGAGACAGUCCACAAAUUCUUGGAUGAAUUCGCGCGAAGGGAAGCCUUGGAGGAGGCCAAGAUUCUUUUGGAGGCGGGCAAAAGCAGGGCCACCUCAUCGACACGAUCUAAUGAAUAG
This is a messenger RNA of Trichoderma gamsii, 1023 nucleotides long. RefSeq names its product heterokaryon incompatibility protein. The record is from RefSeq and is a predicted model, not a curated record. The coding region runs from base 1 to 1023 and encodes 340 amino acids. Lineage: Eukaryota; Fungi; Ascomycota; Sordariomycetes; Hypocreales; Hypocreaceae. The transcript is spliced from 2 exons.